Dioscorea cayenensis subsp. rotundata (Guinea yam) is the source of this 1950-nucleotide messenger RNA. RefSeq names its product polyadenylate-binding protein 8-like. Gene Ontology annotation, molecular function: mRNA binding. Bases 70 to 1773 code for a protein of 567 amino acids. Gene Ontology annotation, cellular component: cytosol. The record is from RefSeq and is a predicted model, not a curated record. The transcript is spliced from 8 exons. NCBI's taxonomy places the organism in Eukaryota, Viridiplantae, Streptophyta, Magnoliopsida, Dioscoreales, Dioscoreaceae.
UUUCCAAAUCGCUCUCUUUCUCUCCCUCUCUUGCUCUGCUUCUCGAUCUUGCAAGCAAUCUCGCCGGAAAUGGAGGAGAAGACGACCGGAGAGGGCGGAUCUCCGGUGGAGGGUGAGCAGAGAACGGCUGUGCUGUACGUUGGGGACUUGGAUCCCUCCGUCACGGAGGCAGAUCUCAUCAAUGCGUUCGAUCGCUUCGGGCCCCCCUCAUCAGCCCGUGUUUUCCGUGACUCCAACUCCGGAUCGUCUCUCCGCUACGCGUUUCUCAAUUUCCCCUCUUUGGACUUAGUAGCUGAGAAGGCGCUAAGGGAGAUGAAUCACAGUCCUUUGAAUGGAAAACCGAUGAGGAUUAUGUGGUGUGCUCGUGAUUCAGUCACCAGGAAGUCGGGAAUUGGGAAUCUCUUUGUCAAGAAUCUUGAUGUAUCGGUUGAUGGAUCGGCGUUAGAGAGAAUGUUUUCGGAUUAUGGGACAGUAGUUUCAUGCAAGGUUUCUGUGGAUGAGAAGGGGAUAAGCAAAGGGUUCGGAUUUGUUCAGAUGGAGUCCGAGGAAGCCGCUUUGUCAGCGAUCAAAGGUUUGAACGGAAAGGACCUCAAGGAUGGGGUCAAGAAACUUUAUGUGUCCAAAUUCCUCAAGAAGAGUGAGAGGGAAGCAUCGCCUAUGGAAUUUAAAUGUUCAAACCUCUACAUCAAGAAUCUGAGUUCUGAUAUCACUAAUGAACUUCUUCAAGACAAGUUCUCUGAAUUUGGCAAGGUCCACAGUGCUAUUGUCAUGAAAGACAGUAAUGGAAAGUCUAAAGGCUUUGGGUUUGUUAGCUUUGAGUUGCCAGAACAUGCGAAGAUUGCAAUGGAAGCAAUGAACGGCUCAAAACUUGGUUCAGGGUCAAAGAUUUUAUAUGUCGGACCAGCUCAGAAGAAAGAAGAACGUGAGAAGAUAUUGAAGUCACAGUUUGGAAAGAAGCUAGAUCAACCACUGAAGAAGAGCCAGAGUGAGACAGUAUAUGUGAAGAACCUUGAUAUCUCAGUUGAUGAUAGGAAACUUUUAGAACACUUUGUUGGAUGUGGCAAAAUAAUGUCUGCAAGAGUGUUGCGAGAUCCUAAUGGACAGAGCAGGGGUUUUGGCUUUGUUCGGUUUUCAUCCCCUGAUGAGGCAAACAAGGCUAUAACAACACUGAAUGGGUCAAUGCUGAAUAACAAAGCUCUGUAUAUUGGAACUGCCCGUCGGAUCAACACCUUUAGGAAGUUCCAAUCUGCCAAAAGCUUUCCAUAUCAGGAUCCCCUCUAUACCACAAAUUACUACAUUCCACAUGCUCAUGCACCAUGCUCUGGAAGGCCUCAGUGUGUAGCACACGGAAAUCAAAUGUACAUAUAUCAGCAUCCCAAGCUUGGAAUGGAUUAUUCUCUGAAGCAUUCAAGCUACCAGUUUGACUCCUCUCCGCUGAAGAUGACUGGCUACAUUGACUUUCCAAUAUCAUCAUAUUGGUCUGGGAAGGGACACAGUGAUGCAUACUCCUCCCAGUGUGAAGUUCCGAAAUCAAGCAAAUAUCAGGGACAAAAUAAUGCUUCCACUGAAAUGGUCACAAAGUUAAUCACCCAGCGAUAUUCUGCCCAGAGGUUGAGGGCACUGGCAAUGGGUGAGAAGCAGCAGUUGGUCUUCCCUCAGAUUCAGAAAAAGUUGACUACCGAGGACAAGAUGGAAUUGGAGGUUCUGAAGCAUGGGAAGGCUAGGGCGGUUAAAGUUGUUGGACCUGGAAAUGGUACCAGUAUCACUGCAUAAACUUGUAGGGCAGCUGGAUUUUUAGUUUACUGUGAUUGAUUUUUGUUCUUUAGAUGCCAGUAUUUUGGGAAUUAUCUUCUACUUGCAAACUUGUUUACACAAAUUGAAAUUCCCUCUUACUACAUGAAUAAAUCAAACAAAUAAAAAGCACAUUAGACUUUGGAGCGAUCUGGAUUU